Molecule: messenger RNA, 2287 nt
Organism: Pseudogymnoascus verrucosus
Lineage: Eukaryota; Fungi; Ascomycota; Leotiomycetes; Thelebolales; Thelebolaceae
Exons: 5
Coding region: 190-2034 (614 amino acids)
Source: RefSeq, a predicted model, not a curated record
CUAUCUGAAAGAACCCCCAAGUGGAUUUCAUUUGACGCCACAGAAUAAAUCCGCCGUAACCUUUCAAAAAUAGUUACAUCCACCCCAACUUCCAUCACAACUUCCACUAUCUGAUCAGAACGGUAACUUCACGAAAUACAAAACUAGACUUCGACAGGAUUGAAGGCUCACUCAAACGAGAAACUGAGAAUGGGGCGAGAGAUGAUUGGGCAAGUCGAUAUUCCACCUUACAUCAGCGAUCACGAUUCGAUCCAUGAUUACAAUGACGGGUAUGAUAGCGACACAUCCAACGAAGAAAGUGAGUCCGACAGCGAAACAGAAGAAGAAGAAAACUCUACGCUGGACGACGACGAGUACGCAACGUUCAAAAAUAGAAUGAAAAUUAAACGCGGCCGCUCAAUCGGUUUAAGUUUCAAGCCAAACGGUUAUUUGGUCCCAAAUCGUCAACUUGCCUAUCUCUUGAGGGCCCGAAAGCUGGUAUUACACGGCCCUUUUAACGCAAAUGAAAUAAAUGCUCCUCUUGGAGAAAGCAAUUUUUGUCCGUCACUUCAAGAUGUUUUUUGGCGUUCAUCUGGGCUGAAAUUCCGCGGGAAUGGAAGGGCAACGGUCACCUUGAAGAAUCCCCAUCUGAAGAAAGUACCGCCCUUAACAUCGACAAGAAAAAAUGAGGGUAGCGAUGGAAACAAUAUCAGCACAUCACUCAAAUAUCUGCACCGUCUGGGAAUUUCCUUUGACUCAAAUGGCGCCAUUGUCGAAAAUCUCACACUUAAAGCCAUGUUGGAUGCCGGCAAGAUAGUCUUGGACAAGUCCACACAUGGUUACACUCUCCCUAAUUCUUCAAAACCAAACGAAGGGGCACAAUUUGAAUCCAACUUUUCAAAGCCAUCAAUGUUCUUUUUCGUAUCACGACCAACAAAUGAAAUUGCCUGGGGGCUCGAUCAGCAGCAAAAGACCUUGAGGAGAAACCCCAAAAAGGGAUUAUGGAAAUCAAAAGGAGCUGCAGAAAGUCAAGGAGAUGGAAUUAUUCCCAACGUUGGUUUUAUACCAGUCAAUGACAAUGAUCUCAAGGUUCUCGGCAGUACCAGGUUCAUCAUUUCCCUCAGCGACCUAGCUUUUGCUAUGGCCGAUGAAAAGAAAUUGCUAUUAUCUCGCCCGUCACACAAUCACCAAACAGAAACGCCAAUUACUUGCCUCCUGUCGAUGCUUAAAAAAAACGGCAAUUGCAAAUAUACGAGCACCAAAGACGUAAACAGCGCCAUCAAUUUAGACACAGAAGGCUCGAGAUUUCUUGAAACGAAGACAGCCAGCUCCGAAACAGAUUCUGAGUCUGAACCAAAUAUUUUGGACUCAGUUCCGUUCGAAGAGGCCGGCAAUCUCAUCCAAAAAUUCAAAACAACAAUCAGUGAAGCUUGUCCAGGAUAUCAAAAGGGCGCUCGACAAAAAUAUCGUCCCAAGCGUAUCCCGUUUCGUUCCCAGUCUACCAUUUCGCUGCCACCAUGGAAUUCUAUUAAGUUUACAUACACGCCAGUCGGCUGUAUUCCCGCCAAACUUCGGAGGAUUGAGAAUGUUCUAGUGAAGGUUAACAAGAGGGCUAUCAUGAUCAUCAAUAUUUUCAAUGAAAGUUCCAAUAUACUUGGAGGAUCCAAGAAGAUGUAUCUUCCUCUUGUAUUUCGAUGCUGGCUUCGAGCUAGCAUUGUGGCGGGGAUAUCGGACUACUUACAGCGGUCAAACGCAAAUUCAAACCCCGAUGGAAUUAUUUGGACUCUUCUAUUGCCGUUCUACAUAAGAGGAGAGACGCCAAAUCGUGCAGAAAUGUCUGUUAUCGCAGGCCAAGUACCUCAAAUUGGAGACCAACGGCCAAAUUGGGACAGCCCCACUGCAAAACUGAAAACAAUUUUGCACUCGGGAAUUUUAGGUGCCUUCCCUUUGGAACUUUUUUUUCGUGGGAACUUUUGGCAGUGGCUCAUAUACGAGGGAGCGCCACACAUACGGCAAAUUCGACCAGGACCAGAGGAGUAUGAAUUGUCAGAAUAAUAUGGGAUAUGGUUUUAAUGACAAUAAUUAAAUUAAAACUGGCCACUUGGGAAGAGAGGUCUAUUCGCAUACAGUUGCACGACGAACGGAUUUAGAUAUACAACUGCCGUGAAAAUGGAAUGGACAACGAGUACUACAACGCUUUUGACCAGCAAUCCAGCAGAGACAACUGAAUACCUGGCAAGCCUGGGCUAUACGCGCCCACUGAUCCAGCUACCAUCUAUCGAACGCAGCGAAAGCUACGCGCUGGAGG